GAGUCUCUAGACGCCUUUACGAGUCUUGAGUGGGGUUUUCAUCUUUAUCAUGAACAUCGGAUUAAAGGACAAGUGUUUGUGUCUGUUGAUGGAGGUUUUGCUAUAAAUAGGGCUUGUCGCCAUGGUAUAAUCAAAUAAGUAUUUCUGAUCGAGCUUAUAUUGUUUGGGAAUCUAUCUUAAUUGAGUGAGUUUCGCGUGAGUCAGAGAGAGAGAGAAAAGAGAGACUAUGGAGAUGUUUUUGAGAAGGGGCUGGAUAGUGGUGUGUGUGUUUAUGUUACUGAUGUCGACUCAAGUGUUAGGAAAAUUAUCUAGCAAAGAUGAUCAUGCCAAGAGCAAACACCGACAUCACAAUAACAAAAGAGACGGUGAUAGUGGAGGUGGAGGUGCUGGAGGUAGUAUCGGAGCAGGAGGUGGUGCUGGCGGUGGCAUUGGAGUUGGAGGAGGCAUAGGCGGUGGUGGUAGUGCUGGUGGAGGUGGUGGUAUUGGAUCCGGAGGAGGAGUUGGUGGUGGAGGGGGUGGAAGUGGUACUGGUGGUAAUGGUGGAAGCUGUGCUGGUGGUCAUGGUGGUGGUGGACGUGGUAGUGGCGGUGGUGGUGGACGUGGUAGUGGUGGUACUGGGGGAGGUGUAGGUGGGGGUGGUGGCGUUGGAAUUGGUGGUGGUGUAGGUGGAAGCGCGGGUGGAGGUGGAGGCGGCAGUGUUGGUGGAGGAGGACGUGGUGGUGAACGGGGUAGUGGGGGAUCUGGUGCUGGUGGAAUUGGCGGUGGAGGUGGUGGAAGUAUUGGCGGUGGAGGAGGUGUUGGUGGUUCGAUUGGAGGUGGUGGUGGUGCCGGAGGUGGAGUAGGUGGUGGUGCUGGAGGAGGUGUUGGUGGUUCGAUUGGAGGUGGUGGUAGUUCCGGAGGUGGAUUAGGUGGUGGUGCUGGUGGCUUUGGUGGAGGUGGUGUUGGAGGUGGAGUAGGUGGUGGUGCUGGUGGCAUUGGUGGAGGUGGUGUUGGAGGUGGAGUAGGUGGUGGAGCAGGUGGCUCUGGUGGAGGUGGUGCUGGAGGUGCAGUAGGUGGUGGUGUCGGAGGUGGUGUUGGAGGUGGAGUAGGUGGUGGUGUCGGAGAUGGAGUAGGUGGUGGUGUCGGAGGUGGUGGAGGUGGUGCUAUCGGAGGUGGAGUAGGUGGUGGUAUUGGUGGAGGAGGUCGUGGUGGUGGACGUGGUAGCGGUGGAGAUGGCGGUGGUGUAGGAGCCGGAGGAGGAAUUGGUGGUGGAGUUGGUGGAGGAGGCCGUGGUGGUGGACGUGGUAGCGGUGGAGCUGGCGGUGGAGUAGGAGGUGGAGGAGGAGUCGGUGGUGGAGUUGGUGGAGGAGGCCGUGGUGUUGGUGGUGGAGGUGCUGGCGGUGGUGUAGGAGGUGGAGUUGGCGGUGGUGUAGGAGCAGGAGGUGGAGUUGGCGGAGGUGCUGGAGCAGGCGGUGGAGGUGGUGGUGCCGUGGGAGGUGGUGCCGGAGGAAAUGCUGGAGGCGGAGUAGGCGCUGGUGGUGGUGCAGGUGGUGGAGUAGGAGGUGGUGUAGGUGGUGGAGGCGGUUUUGGCAGUGGUGUUGGAGGGGGUGGAGGUGGAGGACUUGGCGGUGGUGGUGGUAUAGGUGGUGGUGGAGGAGUGGGAGGUGGUGUAGGAGGUGGAGCAAAUGUUGGUGUAGGAGUUGGAGCAGGAGGCGGUGCAGGAGGAGGAGCUGGUGGUGGUCUAGCGGGUGGAGGAGGAGUCGGCGGUGGUGUAGGAGGCGGAGCAAAUGUUGGUGUAGGAGUUGGAGCUGGAGGUGGUGCAGGAGGAGGAGCUGGUGGUGGUGGGGGUGGUGGUAACCGAAGACAUUAAAUUGGAAAGGGCAGUGACUUACCAAUUUGGUACUCCAUGCACGUUACUUCCAUGCAUGCUUAAUAUUAGUAAUGAAUAAAACAAGUCUUUCUUUGUGUUGGUGAGCAUGACUCGUCUUUUAAUGGCUUUCUAUAUAUAUCGUAUGUUGUAAUGAUUUCUAUUUUUAUUGAGUAUGUUUCUGGAAUCUUCUGUUGGAAUGUUUUGUUUCCGUUGUAAACUUUAAUGUUCACUAAACAUUUUAUAAUA
This is a messenger RNA of Brassica napus (rape), 2095 nucleotides long. RefSeq names its product glycine-rich cell wall structural protein-like. Bases 227 to 1849 code for a protein of 540 amino acids. NCBI's taxonomy places the organism in Eukaryota, Viridiplantae, Streptophyta, Magnoliopsida, Brassicales, Brassicaceae. The record is from RefSeq and is a predicted model, not a curated record. The transcript has a single exon.